UUAGGAAAUAUCAUAUAUUUAGGAAAUAUUUAAUCUUCUCUGUUUCCAUGUUUAUCUAGGACUAGGAUUCUAGAGAUCUUUUGUAUUAUAUAUUUCGUGCUUUUCCAUCAAUGAAAGCUAAGCAAUUUCUGCCCAAUUCUACCUAAUUCUACAUGGUAUCAGGCCAAAGUUUCUAAUCAAUAGCAUUCAAUGGCAGGUGAUGAUGUUCCACCGCCACCCCCACCACCGACCGAAAUAAAACCAAAUUCCUCUUAUUAUCUUGGUUCCCAAGAUCGCCCAGGAGACUUCAUCACACCUACUCGUUUAACUUCCGAUAAUUAUGAUAGCUGGGCUGCUGAUAUUCAACCCGCUCUCGAAGCUCGACGCAAAUUUGAUUUCUUGGAUGGAACAAUUCUUACUCCAUCACCACCGUGCACCAAGUCCGAUUGGACGACCAUUAACGCUAUGCUAAUAUCAUGGAUAUCAAAUACAAUUACUCCUGAAAUACGGUCCUCUUUGUCCAAAUUUAGAGAAGCAAAACCGUUUUAGGAUCACUUGAAACAGAGGUUCGCUCAAACUAAUGGACCUCGCAUUCAACAAUUAAGAUCUUCCAUAGCCAAGUGUGAACAAUCUAGGGAUAUGCCGGUUUCUGUUUAUUAUGGUCAAUUACACUCCUUGUGGCAAGAGUUGGAUCAUCAUGAGCCAUUAAUUUCCUGCUCUGUUUCUGGUUGUCUUUGUGGUCGUUUACACGAGGAGCGAAGAGCGCAAGCAAAGUUACAUGAUUUUUUAAUGGGAUUGUAUCUCGAUUUUUAUUCAUCCCUACACACUCAAAUUUUAUCACAAGACCCGCUUCCGAGUCUUGACAGAGCCUAUCAGUUAGUCACUCAAGAGGAGUGUGUUCGCCUGUCAAGGAAGGAAGCAGCCACUCAUCCAACCGAGGCCGUUGGUUUUGCUGUGCGUACUGGAGCUGAUGCGGCAGGUGUGUCGCGAGGCAGGGGAAGGGGUUAUGACAAACCUCUUUGUACCAAGUGCCACAAGACGGGGCAUGAAGCCUCCACCUGUUGGGCAGAUAAGGUGUGCGCCCACUGCAAGAAGAAAGGGCACCCUAAGACCCACUGUUUUGAGAUUGUGGGCAGGCCAGGGAGUAGACGCCAGGACCAAGGUCGUGGUCAGCCUCGUGCCAAUGCAGCCGCUUGUGACAGUCAGUCUUCCGCAUCUAAUUCUUCUACAGUUUCGGCUUUGGGACAAUUAUUUACUCCUGAACAGUGGAAGGCUAUUGCGGGGGUUGUUGGUAAUGCUCAAAUUCCGGAAAACAUAUUGACCGGACCAAGCGAAGGAGCCGAUUGGAAUGGGAACUAGAAGAGAUGAACUAUACUAUUUUAGCAAACCGAAAGUGUCAAACGUUGAAGCUACACCGAAGUUAGAGUUAUGGCAUCGUCGACUUGGGCAUCCUUCUGAAAAAGUGGUUAAGUUAAUUCCUAAUGUUUUUGGUAGCAAAGAUCAUUUAGAUACGGGUUGUGAAGUAUGUAUGCAUGCUAAACAUCCUAGAGACAAAUUUCCUUUAAGUGAUAAUAAAGCAUCUCGAAUAUUUGAGAAAAUUCAUUGUGAUUUAUGGGGUCCAUAUCGACAUGUUUCGUCGUGUGGAGCUCGUUAUUUUUUAACAAUUGUGGAUGAUUAUUCACGAGCAGUUUGGGUUUA
This is a messenger RNA of Chenopodium quinoa (quinoa), 1677 nucleotides long. RefSeq lists its product as uncharacterized. Lineage: Eukaryota; Viridiplantae; Streptophyta; Magnoliopsida; Caryophyllales; Amaranthaceae. Bases 619 to 1338 code for a protein of 239 amino acids. The transcript is spliced from 2 exons. Gene Ontology annotation, molecular function: zinc ion binding; nucleic acid binding. The record is from RefSeq and is a predicted model, not a curated record.